ACAAAAGUAUAAAAGCAAUAUACCGAGUUGAUUUCAAAAUUAGUUUUGAAAUUAUAACAAAACUUAACUAACAAUGAGGGCAUUUGUUGCUGUUUUGGCUGUUGCCAGUCUUUUGGCUACAGCUAAUGCUGGCUUUUUGGGAUUAUUAGGUGGUCUUAAAGGAGGCCUCGGUGGAGGUGGUGGCGGCUAUGGCGGUGGUGGUGGCGGUGGUUAUGCCAGCAGCUAUAGUUAUGGUGGCCAUGGCGGUGGUGGCGGCGGCUACGGAGGUGGCGGCUAUGGAGGCGGUGGCGGCUAUGGAGGCGGUGGCGGCUACGGAGGUGGCGGCCAUGGUGGUGGUCAUGUUGAUGUAUACAAAAUUAUAACUACUACUUCUCACGGAGGUGGCGGCUACGGCGGUGGUGGCUACGGAGGUGGUGGCUACGGAGGUGGCGGCUACGGUGGUGGCGGCUAUGGCGGUGGCGGCUACGGUGGUGGCGGUUAUGGUGGCGGCCAUGGUGGCGGCUACGGUGGUGGAUACGGUGGCGGCCAUGGUGGUGGCGGUCACGUCGAUGUCUACAAAGUCAUUACAACUUCUGUUGGUGGCGGCGGCUACGGUGGUGGAGGCUACGGUGGUGGCGGUCAUGGUGGCUGGAGUGGUGGUGGCGGCCACGGAGGAUGGUAAAAGACCACUUCUAGUUUAACUAGUUUUAGUAGUUAUAACAAAUAAGACAGACGAUAAUUAAAACCAAUAAAGCUCAAUCAUUGCCUAAUUAACACAAAAUUUCAUAUAAA
Lucilia cuprina (Australian sheep blowfly) is the source of this 771-nucleotide messenger RNA. RefSeq names its product acanthoscurrin-2-like. The transcript is spliced from 2 exons. Bases 74 to 661 code for a protein of 195 amino acids. The record is from RefSeq and is a predicted model, not a curated record. NCBI's taxonomy places the organism in Eukaryota, Metazoa, Arthropoda, Insecta, Diptera, Calliphoridae.